GGCUCCCGGACCCCCCGUGGGUGUGUCGGCCGCAGCCUGCGGGGCCUAGCGAGUCCCGCGCUCCCGGUUCUGCUUGGCCCCGUCCCGGCCGCGGGCUCCGGCUGGGCAGCGGCCCCGCCCCGGCCCCAUGGCCGCCAGCACCAAGGCCGUGGCCCUCUUCAAGCGGACCCUGGCGCUGUCUCCCCCGCGGUGCCCCGGCGGCGGCCAGCGCUGUUCGUCCUCGCCGCUGCCCCUGCCGGGGGGCCGGCGCCGCGGGGGCAGCCGCCUCCUGCACCAGGGCUCCCCGCCGGGGGGCUGCCCGGCCUCGCCCCGCUUCCAGCAGCCCGUGUCCCCUCUGCUCUGCCCGCAGGACGCGCUCAGCGACGGCCUCAGGACCUGCUACCGGUACCUGAACCAGACCAGCCGGAGCUUCGCCGCCGUCAUCCAGGCCCUGGACGGGGAGCUGCGUCAUGCUGUGUGCAUAUUCUAUCUGGUUCUCCGAGCUCUGGACACGGUAGAAGAUGAUAUGACCAUCAACUUAGAAACCAAGGUCCCAAUAUUGCAUGACUUCCACUCCUACCUGUAUCAGCCGGACUGGAGAUAUUUGGAGAGCAAGGAGAAGGACAAGCAGGUGCUUGAGGACUUCCCAACGAUCUCCUUGGAGUUCAGAAACCUGGCAAAGGUGUAUCGAGAUGUGAUUGUAGAUAUUUGUCACAAGAUGGGAGCUGGAAUGGCCGAGUUCUUGGAAAAGAAGGUUGACACCCAGCAUGAGUUGGAUAAGUAUUGUCACUAUGUUGCUGGGCUGGUGGGCAUUGGCCUUUCCCGUCUGUUCUCUGCAUCAGAGCUAGAAGACCCUAUCGUAGGACAGGACGCAGAGCUUGCAAAUUCCAUGGGCCUCUUUCUUCAGAAAACCAACAUCAUUCGUGAUUAUCUGGAGGACCAGGUGGAGGGAAGAGAGUUCUGGCCCAGAGAGGUUUGGAGCAGGUAUGCCAAGAAGCUGUCGGAUCUCGCCAAGCCAGAGAACAUUGACGUGGCCGUCCAGUGUAUGAAUGAACUGAUCACAAAUGCAUUGCACCACGUCCCCGAUGUCCUCACCUACUUAUCUAGACUGAAAAACCAAAGUGUCUUCAACUUCUGCGCUAUUCCGCAGGUGAUGGCCAUCGCCACUCUGGCGGCCUGUUACAAUAACAAACAGGUGUUUAGAGGUCUAGUGAAGAUUCGGAAAGGACAAACUGUCACUUUAAUGAUGGACGCCACAAACAUACAAGCUGUCAAGGCUAUAAUGUACCAGUAUGUGGAAGAGAUCUAUCAGAAGGUCCCAAGCACAGACCCUUCUUCUAACAAGACCCAGCAGAUCAUCGUCUCAAUACGGACAAUGAGUUUGCCCAAUGGCGUCGAGGUAUCCCGUAACCAUUACUCCCCCAUCUACCUUUCAUGCGCCAUGCUUCUGGCAGCACUGAGCUGGCAAUACCUGAGUGCGAUGUCAAAGGCAUCAGAGGAGUAUGUGCAGGCCAGUGAGAACUGAGGGUUGGUGGGGAGAGCAAAGGUCAGUGGAUGGAUAAUGUUGGGAACAGGUUUUUCUCUCUUCCCUGUUGGAUCUGCUGCCCUGCGGGAUGCCAGACUGGUGUGGGCCCUUAAAGCUGUGAAUGGAAUGGCAAGUUUGAAGGUGUCGGUUGGCUCGCCGUAUUGUGUGUUGCAGCCACUAGCUAGCAGCUGGAUUUGGCUGCUUUCAUGGUCCGGAUGAACAUGUUACAAAUCAGACUGGUUGAGACUCACUUUUCCUCUUUGUGGGAGACUGUUUUACCUGAAUUCUGGCCGGGAUAUUUUUAAAUUGCCUGUCACUUGUGAUUUUUUGACACUUCCUUCCUGUAAAAAGUUGCAUGACGUGAGCCUUUACGUUCUCUCAUCUGCCCUGUGUGUGUUCUGACCUCAGUUCCUGCAUUUCUCAGCAACUGAAUGUUUCCAGCAAGUCAGCCAUCUUGGAAGCCACCAUUCCCUCAGGUGGAUGAAAUCUUCAAUUCACUGGGGAUCUUACAGUACAGAGAUGAGUGCAUAAGUUCUAGGCCUUCCCAUCCUUGUACUAAAGAAUUG
Messenger RNA from Malaclemys terrapin pileata, 2070 nucleotides. Its product is annotated as squalene synthase-like. Gene Ontology annotation, biological process: cholesterol biosynthetic process; farnesyl diphosphate metabolic process. The record is from RefSeq and is a predicted model, not a curated record. The transcript has 7 exons. Bases 128 to 1504 code for a protein of 458 amino acids. Gene Ontology annotation, cellular component: endoplasmic reticulum membrane. Gene Ontology annotation, molecular function: squalene synthase [NAD(P)H] activity. Lineage: Eukaryota; Metazoa; Chordata; Testudines; Emydidae.